AUGAACAUGAUUGAUUUGAUUUACGUUAAAUACUCUCCUAAAUACCAUUUCCGACCUCCGUCUGUCCAAGCCGAAAGCUGCUGUGACCACCCCUCCACGAGAAUAUCCUAUUCCGGUGCAACAAUUUCAUCGCCAUUGAAGAGCAGAAGCCCUGCAAUCUUGGACAAACCCAACAAACCUCCGCUCGAGACGUGA
This is a messenger RNA of Penicillium samsonianum, 195 nucleotides long. RefSeq lists its product as uncharacterized. Bases 1 to 195 code for a protein of 64 amino acids. The transcript is spliced from 2 exons. The record is from RefSeq and is a predicted model, not a curated record. NCBI's taxonomy places the organism in Eukaryota, Fungi, Ascomycota, Eurotiomycetes, Eurotiales, Aspergillaceae.